CUGUCGUCAGUGGUAGUACCUUGGGCAUCCCAACUAGGGCGGUAAAUGGAAUUUCCGAAAUGUUACGUCUUUGCGCCUCAGCCUCAUCUAGGUUCAGAAACUCAUUUAGUUAGAAACACGCUAAUGUACUGUUCUAACGUUAUUUUUUUAAACCGAAAAUGGGAGCUCCUGUGAGUGAAUACUCGUCCCGACUUCAAAAGCAGGAGCUGGAGAUCCAUUCCCUGACUGCUGAGAUUGAGAGCCUGAAGAACCAACAGAGCCUGGGCUUGUCCUCACACCUGGAUGGGCUGAGAGAGGAGAACGCCAAGCUCAAAUACCGCCUCAACAUCCUCAAAAGGAGUCUACAGGAAGAGAGGAGCCAGUGCAGUAAGACCAUGAUGAACAUCAACCAGCGUCUUCAGGAGAUCUUUGGUGAGGCCAUCCGGGAGGCCUGGCCUGACCUGGAGAACCCUCCCCUGGCCGUCACCCCCAACCAGCAGGCCAAAUUUGGGGACUACCAGUGUAACAGCGCUAUGGCCAUGGCCCAGGUGAUGAUGAAAUCAAAGGGCCUGAAAGUGAACCCCAGGGAGAUCGCUGAGAAGAUUCAGCAGAACAUUCCAGACAAUGAGCUCAUUGAGAAGACCGAAAUUGCUGGACCAGGGUUCAUCAAUGUUCACCUUAAGAGAUCGUUUGUGUCCAAACUGCUGACCAACCUGCUACUCAGUGGUGUCCAACCUCCUCCCUUAGAGAGCAAGAAGAAGGUGGUUGUGGAUUUCUCAUCUCCAAAUAUUGCCAAGGAGAUGCACGUAGGUCACCUGCGCUCCACCAUAAUCGGGGACAGCAUGUGUCGCCUGUUUGAGUUCCUAGGCUACGACGUGUUGAGGCUGAAUCAUGUGGGGGACUGGGGCACCCAGUUUGGCAUGCUCAUCGCUCACCUGCAGGACAAGUUCCCAAACUACCUGACCGUGUCCCCUCCCAUUGGAGAUCUGCAGGCAUUCUACAAAGAGUCUAAGAAGCGUUUUGACGAGGAGGAGGACUUUAAGAAGAGGGCCUACCAGUGUGUGGUCAAGCUGCAGAGCAAAGACCCAGCCUUCAUCAAAGGAUGGAACCUCAUCUGUGACGUUUCCAGGAAUGAAUUCCAGAAGGUCUACAACUGUCUGGACAUCCAGAUCAUCGAGAGAGGAGAGUCCUUCUAUCAGGAGAAAAUGAUCGCUGUGGUCAAAGAGUUUGAGGCCAAAGGCCUGGUGGAGAUGGACGAGGGACGUAAGAUAGUGUUUGCCCCGGGCCAACAGAUCCCCCUGACGGUGGUGAAGUCUGACGGGGGCUACACAUACGACACUUCAGACCUGGCCGCCCUGCGCCAGCGGCUCUUUGACGAGAAGGCAGACAUCAUCAUCUACGUGACGGACAGCGGCCAGGGCACCCACUUCCAGGUGGUGUUUGCAGCGGCUCAGAUGAUUGGCUGGUACGACCCCAAGGUGACACGAGUGGAGCAUGCUGGCUUUGGAGUGGUGCUGGGAGAGGAUAAGAAGAAGUUUAAGACUCGGUCUGGGGACACGGUGAGRCUGAUGGACCUGCUGGACGAAGGCCUGAAGAGGUCCAUGGACAAACUCAAGGAGAAAGACAGAGACAAGGUGCUGAGCACAGAGGAGCUGACCAAGGCCCAGCACUCGGUGGCGUUCGGCUGYAUCAAGUACGCCGACCUGUCCCACAACCGCAUCAACGACUACGUGUUCUCCUUCGACAAGAUGCUGGAUGACCGGGGCAACACGGCCGCCUACCUGCUCUACGCCUUCACCCGCAUCAGGUCCAUAGCCCGGCUGGCUAACAUCGACGAGGUGGCGCUCCGUAAAGCAGCAGAGACCACGGAUGUGCUCCUGCAGCACGACAAGGAGUGGAAGCUGGGCAAGUGUCUCAUGCGCUUCCCUGAGAUCCUGCAGAAGAUCCUGGAUGACCUCCUGCUCCACACGCUGUGUGACUACCUGUACGAGCUGGCCACCACCUUCACAGAAUUCUACGACAGCUGCUACUGCAUCGAGAAGGACCGCCAGACCGGUGAGGUGGUGAAAGUGAACAUGUGGAGGAUGCUCCUGUGCGACGCCACUGCCGCCAUCAUGGCUAAAGGCUUCGACAUCCUGGGCAUCAACCCGGUUUCCAGGAUGUGACUUCAGUGACAUCACCAUGCCCUCCUCCCAACUCCUCAGACUACAAGGGGUGGGGACUCUUCAACCCAUUAAUGUCACCUGGGAUUUCACUGUAUACUAAAUAAAAUAAACUGCUUGUAAAACGUUUUUAAAAAAUGCA
Molecule: messenger RNA, 2283 nt
Organism: Salvelinus sp. IW2-2015
Lineage: Eukaryota; Metazoa; Chordata; Actinopteri; Salmoniformes; Salmonidae
Product: arginine--tRNA ligase, cytoplasmic-like
Biological process (GO): arginyl-tRNA aminoacylation
Cellular component (GO): cytoplasm
Molecular function (GO): arginine-tRNA ligase activity; ATP binding
Source: RefSeq, a predicted model, not a curated record